Messenger RNA from Nerophis lumbriciformis (worm pipefish), 2943 nucleotides. The record is from RefSeq and is a predicted model, not a curated record. Lineage: Eukaryota; Metazoa; Chordata; Actinopteri; Syngnathiformes; Syngnathidae.
AUGGAUGAACUCAAAGUCAAGGACCGCAUUCUGGAAAACAUCUCCUUCUCUGUCAAGAAGUUGCAGAGUUACUUUGCAGCUUGUGAAGAUGAGACCCCAGCCAUCCGGAACCACGACCGCGUUCUGCAGCGGCUCUGUGAACACCUGGACCAUGCGCUCCUGUACGGGCUGCAGGAUAUCUCCUCAGGCUACUGGGUUCUUGUCCUUCACUUCACAAGGAGAGAGGCUGUCCGCCAGAUAGAUGAGCUUCAGAACAUAGCAACAAACCUCGGUCGAAGUCGGGCAUGGUUAUACCUGGCGUUGAGCGAGAGCUCUUUGGAAAGCUACCUACGCCUCUUCCAGGAGAACCAAGUACUACUACAGAAAUAUUACUUCAAGAAUGCAUUGGUCUGCAGUCAUGACCACCUGACGCUGUUCCUCACACUGAUGGCCGGAUUGGAAUUCAUUCGUUUUGAUCUGGAGCUGGAUGUGCCCUAUUUGGACGUGGCCGCUUACAUGCCGGAAUACUACAAACCGCACAACCUGUUGGACUUUGAAGAAAGGCUGCCAAGCUCUGACAGUUUGUCCCUGCACUCCUUCACCUCUCUGACCUCCACCAACCUGGAGUGGGAUGACAGUGCCAUCGCCCCCUCUAGUGAAGAUUAUGAUUUUGGUGACAUCUUCCCCGUGUUGCAGGCAAUGCCAAGUGCAGACUGGGAAGAAGGCGACUUGACUGACCAGGCCAGCUGUCCGAGAUCCAGUGGCUCUGAUCCUUUGACUGUCAUCAGCGACUCGGUGGCCUUAUCUUCCGGCAAUGUCAAGGCGAAGGUGGGCGCUCGUCUAUCGCCGCCCAGGCACAACCCGUUCAAUCAAGACUCUGAUGCCAACACCUCAGCUGACGUCACGCCGGUUCACAUGGCCGCCUUUCACAUUGGCAGCACUGGAGAUGACAUAGAGAGCACCAACAACGAACUGGAAGUCAUUCGGAUGGCAAGACGGAGGAAAGCGAGCAAGAAACGACGAGGGAAGAGCUCCACUGAUUCCAUCAGCUGCAAUCACGAUUCAUUAUCAUCUGAGCACAUAGAAACGGACAGCAUCUUCAACCAUUCAGAAGAUCAGGAUUCUUUCAACUGCACUGUAAUCCACCUGGAUGGGGCGCGAGCAGAGGUGGCAGCGGAACACGAUGAUGAUGGUGAUGAUGCCUUCCUGAGGCUUCCUGAAAUGUUAGAUACCUCCAUGGAUAGCGUUGGCCAACCUCUCCGCGAUGUUAUGGACAGACUUAAUGGGGAGACCCGGGAACAGCCCAAGUCUGAGCAGAGACUAUCAAGUGCGGAGGGACCCGAGCCUCCAGUGCAGCAGCCCUUUCCAGAGGACUCUGAGGCCAAGCCUCCUGACCCAGACUCAAGCCCAGAGCUCCAACAGGCCGCCCAAAACCUACUCUUCCUUACCACCGACGGUCCAGAAGCUGCUGCCCCAGGUAGUGGGAACCAUGACCCUACAGAGCAUCGCCAGUCACAGAUACUUUCAGGUGGCCAUGAAGAUCAAAGAGAGGCAGAAACGAAUGCAGGACGGGAACAAGAUGUAAAGAAAGGAGAGGGAUAUGAUACGGACAAGUGUGAAAUUACAUCUGUACGAGAUGAGAAUCUCAGUCCAAGUGAAAGUUCUCAUCCUGCAGAAUUUAAGGUGGACAACAACCAUUUACUGCUUCUCAUGAUCCAUGUAUUCAGGGAAAAUGAGGAGCAACUUUUCAGGAUGGUGAGGAUGAGCACAGGCCAUAUGGAAGGUGAUCUGCAACCUCUUUAUCUGCUGCUGACUGACUGUUACAUCUACCUACUGAGGAAAGGUGCAGCAGAGAAGCCUUACACAGUGGAAGACGCUGUUUCUUACAAUGAACUUGACUAUCUCUCAGUGGGCCUUGAUCAACAGACAGUGAGCAUAAUUUGCACAAAUAGAAGAAGGAAGUUCCUGUUUGACACAGCUGAUGCCUCCUUGACCUUAUGGUUCUUGUCCAUUCUUAAGACGGCCAUGGUGAAGGGUUGUCGCGAGCCCCCUUAUCCUCCUAUCUUGACCGAUGCUACGAUGGAAAAACUCGCUCUCACCAAGUUUGUCUCGCAGGAAUCUCACUGUGAGGUUUCUGAAGUUUCUAUACAUCUGUAUUCACUGGUCCACUGGGAAGAUCCUAUGGAUGCAUCCAUUCCGAACCUAAAAUCACCUUCCAGUGCAAAGGAAGGUCUGCUGCAGUACCGGGCUGGCUCCACAUACCUGGGAAAAGAGCUAUGGAAAAGCUGCUACCUCGUCCUCAGCAAUGGAAUACUAUACCUUUAUGCUGAAAGGACUGAUGUGACGCCUCUGCUAUCAGUUACUAUGGGGGGAGAAUACUGUGGAGGAUGCCGUCGUUCCAAUGGCACAGAACGUCCGCAUGCCUUUCAAGUCAUUCUGACAGAGCGCCCCCCACUGGAGCUCAGUGCUAACAAUGAACAGGACAUGGCUGACUGGAUGCUGCUGCUCUGCCAGUCUGUUUCCAAAGGAGUCAUCCCCCAAGGUGCAGCCCCUACCACGUGCAUCCCAUGUUGCUUGGUUGUGACGAACAGCAAGCUGCUGACUUGUCAUCAGGAUUGCCAGACCAGCUUUUUCCGCUCGUUGGGCAGUGCCGACAUUUGUGAUGUGAAGGCUGUCAGCCUAGAGGUUGACAUGGAGUACUGUGUCAUUGAGUUUGCUGCGGAUCGUGACCACUUCCUCCCCCCAUGGGUCUUGUACUUCAGUGGGUGUGAGGAGAGAGACAGACUGCUGGAAGUGUUGGACAGCGUGUGGCGAAAUGUCUUCCAGGUGGCGCUCCCCCACAGAGCUGUGUGUGAGCCAUCAGUUAAGAAGCGCUGCAGCGAAGGCCUCGCUUUAAUGAAGAGCGCAUGGCAGCGAGCAGACAGUUUGGCUCGAGGCCGAGCUCAGCGGGAACCUUGGUGCUGA